Adineta steineri is the source of this 1328-nucleotide messenger RNA. The record is from the annotation of a GenBank genome assembly. NCBI's taxonomy places the organism in Eukaryota, Metazoa, Rotifera, Eurotatoria, Adinetida, Adinetidae.
AUGACCGAUCAAUAUCUUGCAUCAUUAAUUGAUUCAACAAGAAGUAUAUCUUUUGAUUCUGGUACACUUCUGACAAGUUCAGCUAUAAAUGCAUUACAUUUUCCUGGUCUUUCAACAUCGGGAAUAUCUGAUUCAGGUGGUAACCGUCGAGCAAGUCUUCUUCUCGAUGGUAUUGGCAUGUGUGAAUCAAUGACUGAAAGUUUCUGUUCAACAGGUGGUCAAGAUGAUACAAUGAUAAUUAACACUUCAAACAUUCUUCAAUCAGAUUCAUCUAUGAUAAAUAAUUUGAAACUUGAACGAAAAGAUUCAACUGCACAAAGAAAACGACGUUCACGUAAAUCACAAUUCGAUGCAUCAGUAGAUGGUACACCACUUGAUAAAAUCGAAACUGUUGCUUUAAUUGAUGAACAAAAUGAACCCGAUGAUGUUUGGUUAUUUGAAGUACCAAAGGAUGGACAAAAUAAUGGUCAAACAACUGAUAAUAUAUUUUCUUGGGUACAUAAAGAGUUUAAAACAAAUGAUAUUAAUGCCAGUAAACAUCGUCUUCUUUGUAAACUUGAUGAUAUGUCGCAUGCACGAACAAUAAGAAGUGUAUCAUGUCAUAAUUUUGCUGAUAGUCAAAGAUUGGAUGCUGUAAAAAAAAGUUCAACUGAACAACAAGUUACUUCAGAACCCGUUAAAACUGGUCGAUUAAGUUCACCAAUACGUAUAUUAAAUAUGAAUCCACGACCAACAUUAUCUGUUAAUUUAUCACCACUCCAACCUGUUAUUACAAUUGCAAAUGCAAGUGAAAAUAAUCAUACUGUAAAAUCAAGAGAAGUUUCAAGAGAACGAGAAAAAGAACCACCAAUGGAUUAUACAGAUCUUGAAGUUAUGGCUAAAUUACAACUGGAAAAUUUACGUCAAGCAGAACAACAAGGUCCAUUAUCUAAACGUUUUGGCGGUUCUAAUGUUUCCCUUGCAUCAACAGGCAGCGGUACAAGUGUAUCUAUCUCAAAUCGAACAGGAACUAAACCACCGGUUGCACCAAAACCUACGAUAACGAAAAAUGGUGUUAAAUUAAGUCAAUAUUCUCGAUCGAAUACACAAACGAUUACAACGAAUAAAUCUAAUGAAUAUGAUGUCCCAGUUAUUACUGAACCCAAAUUAUUAUCAGCACGUGCUAGUGUUUUACCACCAAAUUCAGCUAAUAAUAAUCGUACACGUCCACCGAUAGCUCGACCAAUUCAAGCAUAUCGUGGUUCACAAACAUCUUAUAUAAAUAAUGUUAAAGUUCAAAAUGCAUCAACAUCUGUUCAAAGAAAUGGUAGAAAACCAAUUACUGAUUU